AUGACUCUAGAUGAACGCUUUCAAAAAUUUGAAACUCUUCUUAAAGGUUUCAAAAUAACUGAUUCAUCAUUGUUGUCUUAUGGUACUGCCGGGUUUCGUCUUCCCGCUGAUAAAUUAGGCGGUGUAGCGAUUCGAUUAGGAAUAUUGGCAUGCAUCAGAUCAUUAAACCUGCAAUGUAGGGCAGUGGGUGUAAUGAUAACUGCUUCUCACAACCCACCAUGCGACAACGGAAUGAAGCUAGUUGAUCCUCAUGGGGGUAUGUUGGAUGCUGAAUGGGAACCAGUUGUAGUCAGUUUUAUGAGUUGUAGCGAUGAAUCUGUCUCUGAAUGGCUAUCGGAACAUUGCUGCAAUUUCCAAGAUGAUCAACUACCCCAUGUUGUUUUGGGCUUCGACACUCGUGAAAGUUCUCCAGCUUUAGCAAAUGAAGUUAAUCAAGGUGUUAGUUUUAUGCAUGGCAUCUGCCAUGAACUUGGACUGGUAACCACUCCGCAACUUCACUAUUUUGUUCAAUAUAUUAAUUCAAUUGGUAGCCCAUGUUCCAACCAACUCGUUGAUUUAGAAACUAUUUACGUUCAUCAUUUUGCUGAACGUUUUACAACUGCGUUAGAAAAUUUACAAAGUUGUACUGAAUCAAUACAUUUAAAUAUAGACUGUGCACAUGGUGUUGGUUCUAAAGUUUUAGAACGUUUUCGUGCAUAUUUUUCAUCUGUCAAAGGUCCACGUAGAUUAAUAUUACACUUAUAUAAUACAGAGACAGAGAACAAAGAGUUACUUAAUCAAAAUUGUGGAGCUGAUUUUGUUAAAAUAACACUAAAUGCACCAAAGUUAACCCCACCGAAUGAACAGUCUAUUAUGUAUCCAGAUCGAUGGGCAACAAUCGAUGGAGAUGCUGAUAGACUAAUCUAUUUUCGACCAAUUUUUACACAUUGUUCAUCAUCUUCAGGUAAUAGGUUAAAUAAUGACAUGAAAGAAUUACAUCUAACUGAGGCUGUAGCUCAACAAGUUGAACUUCUGGAUGGUGAUCGUAUAUCAUGUCUUUUUGCUCAUUUUCUUGUUAAAGUUCUCAAGUCAGUAUCUUCCGAUCGUAAUUUAACUAUCGGAGUCAUACAGACAGCCUAUGCAAAUUCUGCAUCUACACGUUAUUUAACUGAACAUCUUCAUGUAUCAGUAGUUUGUGUUCCAACUGGAGUAAAACAUUUGCAUCAUGCAGCUCAAAGUUUUGAUUUUGGGAUUUAUUUUGAGGCUAAUGGACAUGGAACUGUAUUAUUUUCCAAACAUAUUUUAAAUUUUGCAAAAAAUCUAAAUGUGAACAAUCCACUUCGUACAUUUAUUGAUUUAACUAAUACUUCAAUUGGUGAUGCUAUAACUGAUAUUCUAUUGGUGGAAUAUACAUUAGCCUGGUUAAAUUGGUCAUUUAUUAAUUGGUUUUCAAUGUAUGAUGAUUUACCAUCGAAACAAUUAAAAGUUACUAUAGCUAAACGUGAUCUUAUACAAGUUACAUGGGAUGAAAGACGUGUAACAAGUCCAACUGAACUACAAAUUGCUAUCGAUGAAGCUGUUCAACAAGCUGAUAAAUUAGUUGAUAAAAUUGGUACAUCACGUGCAUUUGUUCGUCCUUCAGGCACAGAAGACACUGUACGUAUUUAUGCUGAAUCGUAUACACACGAAGCAACUGAUUGGUUAUCCGCAACAAUCGCUUUAAUAACUUAUAGAUUAGCCGGUGGAAUAGGUCCUCAGCCCACACCUCCUAAACCUCUUCAUUCCAUUUGUAAUUGA
Schistosoma margrebowiei is the source of this 1776-nucleotide messenger RNA. The record is from the annotation of a GenBank genome assembly. NCBI's taxonomy places the organism in Eukaryota, Metazoa, Platyhelminthes, Trematoda, Strigeidida, Schistosomatidae.